Molecule: messenger RNA, 1881 nt
Organism: Pecten maximus
Lineage: Eukaryota; Metazoa; Mollusca; Bivalvia; Pectinida; Pectinidae
Product: G-patch domain and KOW motifs-containing protein-like
Exons: 11
Coding region: 55-1707 (550 amino acids)
Biological process (GO): mRNA splicing, via spliceosome
Cellular component (GO): spliceosomal complex
Molecular function (GO): nucleic acid binding
Source: RefSeq, a predicted model, not a curated record
CUUCCGUUUUGUAUACGAUUCCGGGCCCACGAUUCCGAGUCACUCAGUCAGAUCAUGGCACAGAGAAAAGCAUUAUCCUUCGGUUUCUCGAAAAAAGUUAACAGUAGAACACUAGAAAAAUCUCAGUUACAAGAGGACAGUGAAAAGGCGAGCGAAGAACAUCCAGAUUUCGUCACAUCUCUUGAAGAUCAAGAAGUGAAAGGAUCAUCAAAACCACAAGAAAUCAAACAGAAAGAGUAUGUCAUUCCUUUGAUAUCUAAAAACAAAUGGCGAAAACCUGAGAAAGAUGAAGGCAGGUCGAACAGUAACGGCGCUCCAGACACAGGCAGAAUAGACAACCAGGCAAUACAGGAACUCAUCGAAGAUGCAGCCAAACAAAAUGAUAACUGGGAUGACAGAGGCAAGAUUGAUCCUAGUCUUUCCAUUCCCCUGAUAAUGAGGAACAAAGUUCCAGAGGGAUAUGAGACUGAUGAUAAACUAGACGUCUCCCUACGACCUGACGAGGUUGAAGUUGACUAUGAGGAGAUACCUAUAGAACACUUUGGAGUGGCCAUGUUAAGAGGGAUGGGAUGGAAGGAUGGCGAAGGUAUAGGAAAAAGUAAACAGGCCAUCGCCCCAAUUGCAGCCCAGCUGAGACCAAAAGGCCUUGGCUUAGGAGCAGACAGAAGUAAAGCAGCGCAGGUCAACAAUGCCAAGGCAGGUGGAGGCAACAGUGGUGACAAGGAUGAAGAACAGUUGGAACUGAAAAUUGGGGCUUAUUGUAUGAUACAGAAGGGGCCACACACAGACCGUUACGGAGAGAUAAAAGGCCUAGACGAGGACAAUGCCCGCUGCAUGGUGAAGUUGGCAGUCAGUGGUCUCAUGAUCACAAACAGCCAGUACUCCCUAAAACUUGUUGACAAGAAAGAAUACUCAAAAUACUCAAAAUAUCUCAACAAAGGCAAAGUAGACAAAUAUAAGAAAGAUCAUGAAAAUAAUUCUGAGGAGCAUGAAUCUGAAAGUUGUAAACACAAGAAGGACAGACAUAGUAAAGAAGACAGACGAGAUAAGAAAGACAGAGAGCGACAUCGACAUCAUGAUGAUGAGAGAAACAGAAAUGAUGAACGGAAAGACAGACGGAAGGAGGACAGAAGGAACAGGGACCAGGGAUCAGAUAUGGAGACAGAUAAGGGGAACCAGAGGCUACAGGAGGAGGACCACCACGGGGACAGGAAACGAGAAAGGAACAGGGACCAAGAUUAUACCUCUGGUGCUAAAAAGAAACGACACAAUGAAGAGAGAUCUCAUCAUCCUGAUCAAUAUGGCAGCAACCACAGACAGAGUUCCCCAGCCUCAAUCUGGAUAUGUCCACAGCUACGGGUCAGAGUGGUCGAUGACAAAUACAAAAAGGGGAAAUACUUUAAUACAAAGGUUGAGGUAAUAGAUGUCUUGAGUCCAGAUAACUGUGUAUGCAGGACAGACAACGGCAGCGUACUUGAAGGCCUUUCACAGGAGAUGCUAGAAACUGUGAUACCCAAAUCAGAACCGUCAUUUGUACAGUUGGUAACUGGGAAAUGGAAAGGACAGUUAGCAGAAUUGAUGAAGCGUGAUAAAUCAAAUUGUAUGGCGGUUGUCCAGUUACUGCAAAACAGAGAUGAAGUCCUCAAAUUAUCCUAUGACAGCAUAUGUGAAUUUGUUGGAGACAUAAAUGCUGAAUUUGACUACUGACGGACACUGUUUACCAUUGUACCAAGUACAUUGUAUUUCACUAGCCAAUAUUGGACAGGUGAUUUCUUAAACAACUCAGGAUUGGUAAUUUGUGUUCGAAAUGUUAACAGUUAAAUAUAAUUGGAUCUACUCAGUCUCUUGAAUGGUAAUAAAAGACGUGAUGGUUAACAAACA